Macaca mulatta (Rhesus monkey) is the source of this 3813-nucleotide messenger RNA. RefSeq names its product lysosomal associated membrane protein 2 (gene LAMP2). Lineage: Eukaryota; Metazoa; Chordata; Mammalia; Primates; Cercopithecidae. Gene Ontology annotation, cellular component: lysosomal membrane; plasma membrane; late endosome membrane. Gene Ontology annotation, biological process: autophagosome maturation; cellular response to starvation; protein targeting to lysosome involved in chaperone-mediated autophagy. The record is from RefSeq and is a predicted model, not a curated record.
GUUGCCCCGCCCACCGGCCUCUACAUCACCACCCCUCUCGCCGCUUUCAAGCGCGGAGAUUGGCUGUAAGCAAGAAAGAGCCCCGCCCCUAGUCUUAUGACUCGCGCUGAAGCGCCGAUUCCUGGCUUUUGCAAGGCUGUGGUCGGUGGUCACCCGUGCUCCUGACGCAGGUCCAGCGAGCCUUUUCCCUGGUGUUGCAGCUGUUGUUGUACCACCGCCGUCGCUGCCGCCGUCGCCUGCUCUGCGGGGUCAUGGUGUGCUUCCGCCUCUUCCCGGUUCCGGGCUCAGGGCUAGUUCUGGUCUGCCUCGUCCUGGGAGCUGUGCAGUCUUACGCAUUGGAACUUAAUUUGACAGAUUCAGGAAAAGCCACUUGCCUUUAUGCAAAAUGGCAGAUGAAUUUCACAGUACGCUAUGAAACUACAAAUAAAACUUAUAAAACUGUAACCAUUUCAGACCGUGGCACUGUGACAUAUAAUGGAAGCAUUUGUGGGGAUGAUCAGAAUGGUCCCAAAAUAGCAGUGCAGUUUGGACCUGGCUUUUCCUGGAUUGCGAAUUUUAGCAAGGCGGCAUCUACUUAUUCAAUUGACAGCAUCUCAUUUUCCUACAACACUGGUGAUAACACAACAUUUCCUGAUGCUGAAGAUAAAGGAAUUAUUACUGUUGAUGAACUUUUGGCCAUCAAAAUUCCAUUGAAUGACCUUUUUAGAUGCAAUAGUUUAUCAACUUUGGAAAAGAAUGAUGUUGUCCAGAACUAUUGGGAUGUUCUUGUACAAGCUUUUGUCCAAAAUGGCACAGUGAGCACAAAUGAGUUCCUGUGUGAUGAAGACAAAACUUCAACAGUGGCACCCACCAUACACACCACUGUGCCAUCUCCUACUACAACACCUACUCCAAAGGAAAAGCCAGAAGCUGGAACCUAUUCCGUUAAUAAUGGCAAUGAAACUUGUCUGCUGGCUACCAUGGGGCUGCAGCUGAACAUCACUCAGGAUAAGGUUGCUUCAGUUAUUAACAUCAACCCCAAUACAACUCACUCCACAGGCAGCUGCCGUUCUCACACUGCUCUACUUAGGCUGAAUAGCAGCACCAUUAAGUAUCUUGACUUUGUCUUUGCUGUGAAAAAUGAAAACCGAUUUUAUCUGAAGGAAGUGAACGUCAGCAUGUAUUUGGUUAAUGGCUCCGUUUUCAGCAUUGCAAAUAACAAUCUCAGCUACUGGGAUGCCCCCCUGGGAAGUUCUUAUAUGUGCAACAAAGAGCAGACUGUUUCAGUGUCUGGAGCAUUUCAGAUAAAUACCUUUGAUCUAAGGGUUCAGCCUUUCAAUGUGACACAAGGAAAGUAUUCUACAGCUGAAGAAUGUUCUGCUGACUCUGACCUCAACUUUCUUAUUCCUGUUGCAGUGGGUGUGGCCUUGGGCUUCCUUAUAAUUGUUGUCUUUAUCUCUUAUAUGAUUGGAAGAAGGAAAAGUCGUACUGGUUAUCAGUCUGUGUAAUCAAUUAAAUCUAGUGGGGUUUUGUUUUGUUUUGUUUUGUUUUGUUUUCAGUUAGAAGUUACGUUUCCAUUGGCUAAAAGCCAGGACAUGCUGUGCAAUAGAUUGUUUAAGAUAUGCAGACAAACUUAAGUGAGUUGCUAGCUAACUUGGGCAUGAGUACACUUAUUUAAGACAAAAUAUAUUAGGACCAAUUUUUUUGGUUUUUUUCUUCCUUUGUUAAAGUAUAAUUAAAAGAAAAAUUGUGGCUUAGAAUUUUUUAAGUAAUGAUUUUAAGCCCCUGGAUCCAAUUAUGAAAGCAUUUUUACUGAUGUGUAAUUUUAUAUGUUACAGUUACUUAUAUUUUACUACUUUGGUGUUAUUUGCAAAAUCAAAGGUGUUAAAGAAUUUAACUUGCUUCAGGAAAUAAAUUCAAGAACAUAAUGGAUUCAUUUUCAUUAGUGGCAGAAACGAAAUUUGGUUCAUGAUAAGACUUCCUUUCCCCACCUCCUGAUCAGCAUUAUUUAAAUCUGUAUUUUUUUGGUUAAGAAAGAAAUGGCUUCAUGAUAUCGUAUUUAAUAGCAAAAGUUUGGCUGUUUUCUUCAUCAUUGUUAAUAGCUACUAUAUUUUAACAAGGAAAUUUCUUUUUUUUUCUGGAGUUUGGAAUAUACUGAUUAUCUCAGACUUGACAUUUAUACUGAAGGAUGAAGUAAGACCUUCAGCUUUUUUUAAAAGGUGUUGAUUUGGAACACCUGUAUGGGUUAUGGUUUAUUAAGGUUGUGGUUUAGAAAGUUUUUUCCCUCAGAGCCUUAACUUGUUAAGAAGGUUCAUUUAUCCUGCACUGAAAACAAAAACUCUAUAUACUUUGUUUGUGUGCCUCCUGCACUCUCCCAUUCCCUACGUGAAUAUGCUCUAGUUGAUAUUUUUAAUAUAUUGAUUUCUUUUUUCUCACAGCAACAAGUGCUUACUCUAGAGGUUAGUGGGCCCUGAUAUGUCAUCAGUCAGAUGCCUGCCUAGCCAAAGCUGGACCAAGAUUAUUCUGUACAUUUGUUGAUCUUGAUGUAGACUUAUAUCCCUGUAGGGACCGCUAAUGGCUCUGGCUUCUGGAGUAAGGUACUAGAGACCACUCAUCCCCGUGUCUGCUUGAUUGGUUCAGCUGUUCAAUUGCCCUUUUUUUUGGAAGCACAGUGUUGAAGUUGUCUGGGGUUCAAAUGGCUGCUUUGUACACCUGUCAUUAGUGUAAGGCAGACGUUUAUUUUAUCAAGCUAUUUUAUCUCUAUAUUUAACUAAAAACAAAAGUUCCCAAAGAUCUGCCUUCACUUCAGAAAAUAUUUUUUGGAUUAAAAAAAUUAAGCCUAAACCUUAAAUAAAGUGAGUUGGUUAUUCAAUCCAAGGAUUAAGUCCCAAUCUACCUCUCAGCACAAUGCAGAAGCUCACCACUGUAUUGCUGCCAUUAACUCAUGCCAGAACCCUUUGCCAAUAACUGGAAUUACAAAAUUUUGUUAAAGAAAAUUUAUCAAGAUCUUUCUUUACUGCCUUCUCUAUAUGUACAUCUCAAAAACAUGUACAUCUCAAAAACUGGAGUAGAAAGUUAGAUUGCUCAAUUGCAACUCCUCUAGAACUCUAUAGCUCUGAUCACACUCUCCUGUAUUUGCUAAGUAUGUAAAGAAUGUUUUCUUUUAAAGUGUUCUCUUUUGAGAACAACUGCUCAUUUGUUGUAAAAGCAUUUGGUUAAAUUGAUGGCAUCAUAAAAAACAGUGACUUCAUUUCAAUACAUAUUUUUGAGAUGAUUGUCUAGAAGCCAGAUUAAUUAAAUCCAGCUUGUGACCUUGCUAAGCAUAUAAAUUGGAAAUUCAGAUACAUUCAAACUUAUGGGUUCAUUUAAAAGUGUUCUACCUUUUGGGUAUGAGACUAAUAUCACUAAUUCCUCAAUAGUUAUCGUGGCUCUAUCUUAAUUAAUUAGAAAAUAUGUGUGUUUAAUUCUUUGAGAAUUAAAAUACAGAAUAUGAACAGAGGGUUAAAAACUGCUUCAACUCCAAUAAGAUAAAGGAAGCUGAAAAUCUAUGAGCUGAGUGUUUAAUUAGCUUUGCCUACUGGGUUCAUUUUUAUGUCAAUACAACAGUGGAUCAGACAGUACGACUUUGAACUGGUGAAUGUAAAGAAUUGUUUUUCACCUAAGCUGCUUUGGAAGAACUGAUGCUUGCUGCUAACUAAAGUUUUGGAUGUAUCAAUUUAGAGAACCAAUUACUACCUGCAAAAUAAAGCAUACUGUGGUACUUCUGUUUGAUCUAGUAUGUGUGAUUUUAGAUUGAUGGAUUAAAAAUUAAUAAAGAUCAUGCAUUUCAUGCCA